Messenger RNA from Actinia tenebrosa (Australian red waratah sea anemone), 876 nucleotides. Its product is annotated as large ribosomal subunit protein eL8. Gene Ontology annotation, cellular component: ribonucleoprotein complex. The record is from RefSeq and is a predicted model, not a curated record. Gene Ontology annotation, biological process: ribosome biogenesis. NCBI's taxonomy places the organism in Eukaryota, Metazoa, Cnidaria, Anthozoa, Actiniaria, Actiniidae. Gene Ontology annotation, molecular function: RNA binding.
GCAAAGCGCGACUUGUCCUCUUCGUCGCCAUCUGUAAAAAUGCCUAAAACUAAGAGGGUCAAGGUUAAGAAGGUGGCCCCUGCUCCUUAUGCAGCAGCCAAGCCAGUACCCAAGAAGACUGUCAAUCCACUAAUCGAAAAGAGACCAAAGAACUUUGGUAUUGGUGGUGACAUUCAGCCAAAAAGGAAUCUUGGAAGGUUUGUUAGAUGGCCAAAAUAUGUCAGACUCCAGCGACAAAAAGCCCUUCUUUACCAGCGUUUGAAGGUUCCUCCAGCAAUCAACCAGUUUGCGCAGACAUUGGACAGACAGGCUGCCACCCAGUUAUUUAAGCUUCUGCACAAGUACCGUCCUGAGACAAAGGCGGAAAAGAAAGUCAGGCUCACGGCCAAAGCUGAACAAAAAGCUGAAGGCAAAGAUGAAGCUUCUGGCAAGAAACCAGUUGUAGUAAAGUAUGGUAUCAACCAUAUCACUGGUCUAGUUGAGAGCAAGAAGGCACAGUUGGUAGUCAUUGCACAUGAUGUUGACCCAAUUGAGAUUGUUGUAUGGCUUCCAGCCCUUUGCAGAAAGAUGAAUGUGCCAUAUUGUAUUGUGAAGAGCAAAGCAAGGUUGGGAAAGGUUGUGUACAAGAAAACUGCCACUGCUCUCUGCUUUACUGGUGUCCGUCCAGAGGACAAACACUCCCUAAACAACCUGAUAGAGUCUGUCAAGACUAAUUAUAACGAUCRUUUUGAUGAGAUCAGAAAACACUGGGGAGGUGGAAUCAUGGGUCCCAAGUCUUUGGCUGCUACUGCUAAGAUCGAGAAGGCCAAGCUCAAGGAAAUGAAAGUGUAGACAUGAAAAUAAUUGUGCUGAGAAAUAAAAUCAGAAUAACCUUUC